AUGGAUAGUGAUCAAGAAUCUACCUCCUCAUCUUCCUUAUCAUCUUCUACCUAUUCAUCUUCGUCCUUGUCAGACAAUGCUAUUCAUUUGAAUCAAAAUAUGUAUCGAACAAUUAAAAAAGAAGUCUUUAUCUGGAUAGAUUCUGAAUUUAAGGAUAUAUAUGAGAUCGAUAGUGAUCGUACGUGGCUUGAGCAAAAAGAAAAUAUAAUUACAAAAUUUCUUCCACUGCUUUAUAAGUUAGUCAACAAAAAGUAUAAUGUUUCGAAUAGUGACAUCUUAAAGAUAUUACAUGGAUGUUGGCGUUUAUGCCAUCGUGUAAGCAAUAUAAAGAAGCAAGGAGACGACAAAGUGAAAAUGGAUAGGAGGAGAUUAAAGAAGAAUUCAAGAACUAUGGGCAAAAAAAAAAGAAGAGCUCAAGCGGCAAACUAUUUAAUAGAAAAUAAUGAUAAAUACAUUCGUAGAUACCCAGAGAAGGAGCUUGUACGAAUUCUUAAGGAAUCUGGUUAUCAUUCAGAGGAGUGGGAGGAAACCAAUUUUGAUGAAGAAAAUGAUAUAAUUGGUAAAGAAUCUGCUGUUAAAGAAAAGACAAUGUCAAUUCAUAUAUAUAAAACAUGGUGGCGUUCUUCUGCACUUCAGCGUUUAUUAUAUGAUCGGAUUGAUCUGACCGUUGAAAAACUGAGGAAAAAACCUCAAAUUCUAAAAAUUAAAAGAGUUCAAAGAUGUAAAACAACAACAAGUAUGCCUCCAGUGGAUACACCAAAUUGGUGUCUGACCGAUGAGGCUCUUAAAAGAUUUAAUCGUUCAACAAAUGAAAUUCCAACAUAUGAUUAUAAUACUAAUCAAGAUGAAGAAAGUGACGAAUAUCAUAACGAUGAAUAUGAAAAUAAAAAAACAAAAAAUAAAAAAAAUAAAAAAAGCAAAAAAAGGGGGGUAAAAAAACAUAAAAAUAAUUAAAUAUUAUGAUUAAAUACUUUUAUUAGGUUAUUCUUAUCAAUUGGCAUUUAUACGAAUUGAUUAAAAUAAAGUUGUAUGUAAGAUGAUUAAUUUGAACAUUCAAUCCAAUUAAUUUUAAAAUAAAAUAUGUAUAUUUUU
Messenger RNA from Rhizophagus irregularis DAOM 181602=DAOM 197198, 1092 nucleotides. The record is from RefSeq and is a predicted model, not a curated record. Lineage: Eukaryota; Fungi; Glomeromycota; Glomeromycetes; Glomerales; Glomeraceae.